AUGGCUGGGUCAGUAAAUGAUGGAAGAGCGAUUGGGGUCUUUGAAUCUUUUGGGGUCUCUGGAGCUCCAGGCCAGUCCCUGGCCCUGAAGGUGAGAGCUGGUGUUGGCUUCAUUCGCAUCCAGUUCUUCCCAAGACCCUCGGAUGUCGCAAUGUAUCGGCGCUGUAUCUUGACAGUGUGUGAUCUUCUCCAAUUCUUCGUCUUCUGUUCUACUAUCUGGUGUCGUCUUUUCACCAAGUGCUACAGCCGUCUCUACAAAGCACAGCCUGAAUUCACAAAAUGUGUUUACAAUCAGUUCGUAUCCCAUCUGCAGAAAUCUGUACUGGAAGAGAUCCAGGCACUCAAGCAGGAAGGGAACCUGCAGGUGCUCUUUGAGUCGCUGGAUAAGCUUGAGAAAGGAGCGAAGGACAAGGAAGCGUGCGCAUGGCGCCCGAGUGGAAUCCCGGAGGAAGACACCCGCGGCGUUGUCGUGCCAUACCUUCUGAAGCAGCGCAAGUUCCUCCAGAAAGCCCUGAAGGAGAAGCAGGAGGGCAACUGCCGGCUGGCUGCAGCCGUGGUGGCCGGUCGAGAGAGGAUUUCAGAGCUACAGCAGCAGAUCCACAAGCAGAAGGAAGACUGGCAGGGAAUUGCUACCGAUGGCCGAAAGAUGAUGAAGACCUUUGAUGAACUUCCCUGAGAAGACCUGGUCUGGCUGCUUUUGGUGGACGGAGCCUAACCCAUCUGGGGGAGCGUGUGAGAGAGACGUAGGGGCUGCGUGAGCUGCAGAAGACGGCAGCUCGCUGUUGGACUGACUAUGGGACGGGGGGGAGCUGGGUGCGGGGUGCCAUGUGACUCUGUACUUAUUUUCUGUUAAAAUAUUACAGUUCCUGCCUUGUAUUUCUUUAACUCAGAAUAGUAAUUCUGCAAGCUCUGUUGUUUGACAGCCAUGUACAAAUACACGCGUAAGAUAGCCAGAUAAUAC
This is a messenger RNA of Python bivittatus (Burmese python), 960 nucleotides long. The record is from RefSeq and is a predicted model, not a curated record. Lineage: Eukaryota; Metazoa; Chordata; Lepidosauria; Squamata; Pythonidae.